Molecule: messenger RNA, 1615 nt
Organism: Theileria equi strain WA
Lineage: Eukaryota; Apicomplexa; Aconoidasida; Piroplasmida; Theileriidae
Product: dihydrofolate reductase/thymidilate synthase, putative
Exons: 9
Coding region: 80-1615 (511 amino acids)
Biological process (GO): one-carbon metabolic process; dTMP biosynthetic process; tetrahydrofolate biosynthetic process
Cellular component (GO): mitochondrion; cytosol
Molecular function (GO): thymidylate synthase activity; dihydrofolate reductase activity
Source: RefSeq, a predicted model, not a curated record
AAAGUGGCCGUUUUCGAUUAUGAAUUAUCUGUUUAUGAACAUACAAUAGAACUUAUUAUAAAUUGUACUAGUAUUCCGAAUGUGUACAGAUUUUGAGGGUUGCCCUAACGUUCAGAUUGUUGUUGCUGUAACGCCAAAAAAUGGAAUUGGCCUAAAAAAUAAUCUCCCGUGGCCACAUAUAAAGAAAGAUUUUCUAUUUCUUUCUAGAAUCACUAAUUACAUUGAGCAUGAGGUGAAGAAGAAAGAUCAAAAUCUUCAGAACGUUGUUAUUUUUGGGCGUAACACAUACUUUAGCUUACCACCUUCAGCUGCCCCUCUAAAGAAUAGAAUAAACGUUGUUAUAAGUAAGACAGUGAGAGAAAUUCCUGGUGUUCUUGUCUAUGAAACACUUCCCCUCGCAUUAAAGAAAAUUCAGGAGGAGGUAAAAUAUAACAAGAUUUUCAUUCUAGGUGGAAGUUACCUCUAUAAAGAGGCCAUUGAUUCUGGAUUGUGUGAAAAAAUUUAUCUUACUCGUAUUGCGAAAAACUAUGAAGCUGAUGUCUUUUUCCCACAACUUCCAGAUUCUUAUGAGAUAGUUGGAAUAAGCAAAACGUUUGGUACUGAUGAUACUACUUUUGAUUUCGUGAUUUAUGAGAAGAAAAAUGUAAAUAAGGAAAGCGAACUUCCUGAUUUGGACAAGUUGAUCCUAACAGGAGAAAAAUUGACUGUUGAAACUCCUUUAUAUAAGGCUUGUCCUAGUUUAAAGAUUCGAUAUAAUCAAGAGCUUCAAUAUUUAGACAUACUUGCUGAUAUUUUAAACAAUGGUACAGAAAAACCAAAUAGAACUGGAAUUAAUUCUAUUGCUAAGUUUGGUUACCAAAUGCGUUUUGAUCUUUCUGAAUCAUUCCCACUAUUAACAACAAAAAAGGUUUUCCUGAGAGGUAUAAUCGAGGAGCUUAUUUGGUUUAUUCGUGGAAGUACCAAUGGAAAUGAGUUAUUGGAGAAAAAUGUGAGAAUAUGGGAGUUAAAUGGUGCCAGAGAGUUCUUAGACAACCUAGGAUUUGUCGAUAGGGAAGAGCAUGAUUUGGGCCCUGUUUAUGGAUUUCAAUGGCGUCAUUUUGGUGCAAAAUACGUAAACAUGCAUACCGACUAUACGGGUCAAGGAAUAGACCAAUUGAGUAUUGUAAUUGAUAGAAUCAAGAACAAUCCCAAUGACAGAAGGUUGAUAGUUUGCUCAUGGAACGUUUCAGAUUUGUCAAAGAUGGCACUACCACCAUGUCACCUGUUAUUUCAAUUUUUUGUGGCAGACGGCCGUUUGUCAUGUAUGAUGCAUCAAAGAUCUUGUGAUAUGGGUUUGGGUGUACCAUUUAAUAUUGCAUCCUACGCGCUAUUAACAUGCAUGAUGGCACAGAUUUGUGAACUUAAACCAGGGGAGUUCGUACACAAUUUGGGAGAUGCACAUAUAUACUCCAACCAUAUUGAUGCAAUGAAGGAACAGAUAAGUAGAAUACCAUAUCCAUUUCCUACGUUGAGGUUAAACAAAGAUAUAACGAGAAUAGAAGACUUCACACUUGAAGAUGUUAAAGUAGAAAACUAUUUGUCUCAUCCAGCCAUUAAAAUGGAUAUGGCUGCAUAA